AUGAUGAAGACUGAAGGCAAAGGGGAAAGGACUUUAAGAAGUGCUUCUCCACACCGAAAUGCCUAUAAAUCAGAUUUCCAUGCUAUCAAAUGCUCUUUUGAUGGCGUAAACAAUCCUGAAAAAGCUUCCAAUAAAACGGGCUUGCAUCAGAAGCUAAGCACCUCUUCCAGCGGAGGGGGAAAUGACCCACACACUCGAGGCAGAGCUGCCACUUACGGCAAUAGAGUACACAAGAUCAAAAAUAUGUUUUUGCAAAUGGGAGGUUCUUCUUCCACACCCUCUUGUGAAAGCAGUCCACCUGCUGAGACCAAGUUAAUCAGCCGAACCACAGCAGCAGAGUAUGCACCUUCUCCAGGUAGCCCAUCUUUCCUUAUUGUCCAAAAAAAUAAUUUCAUUAACACAAGUACCAGCCCUUGCACCAGUCCUGUGGAUUCAUUGUCUGUGCCUUCCACUGCCGACAAGGUCAUCCGUAGUAAUGAUGAGGCAAACUUGGACAAAGUUGCCCUGGCAGAAAAAUUUUCAGAAACCAGGAAGCUGUUUGAGAGAAAUAUAAGACAGCAGAGCUCAGUGGACAGAUGUUCCCCCAGCAAAUGUGAAAGAAGCGAGGAUAAGAGGAGACAUGAUUCAGCUUCUGAUUGCAGCAAUGUGGUAGACUACUUCAGUUUUAAUACAGAAGCAAGCCUUCCAGUUGCGCUGGAGAAAGUUGAAAGUAAAGGUAAUGAGUUGAAGCAGCAACAUCCCAAUAGUGGUUCCAAAUCCUCAUUCCUGAAUGCAGGACCCAUUUCUAGGAGGCUGGAAGGCUUUCUGGGUGACAGUGAUACUGAAGAAUCCAAAGGCAUUUCCAGAAAUUAUAGUCCUCCGAGUCAGGACUCUUUGAGGGGCCACCACAGUUGGCAUUCAUCCAGUGCUGUUGCUGAAGGAUUUCCGGAGAAGGCUGCAUCCACCAAAGUGCCUGUGAUCCUCGGAGAUGAGCUGAGUGAGGCAUUUGGGAAAGACAAAAGAGAGCAACUGAUAAUUAAGAAAAGCCUGUGGGAUAUGGGCAGCACGUCUGGUCAGGAGGCUCAGCGGAGAUCAGAUGAUGUCCUCUCCCAGGUUUCCCCCGUGGAGUGGGCUUGUGCAGAGCUGGUUGCACAAGACAAAACCUCAGGGCAUGGAAAAGAGGGUUUGGAUAAAGAUCACGUUGGAGAGGAUCAGCUGCUCAGAUGUCAAGUACAGGAGGGGAAUAGGAGCGAACACUGCUUGGAAGUGGUAGAACAGUUUACGGAAGGCAGCAAGACCAGCCGGGAGGAAGAAGGAGAUGGGAUGUCUGUGAGAGAUGGUCCAGUUACAGAGGUUUGGGAUGUUCUGGAGCAGGGAGGGCCUACUGAAGAAGAGGAGCAAGUAGUGGAAAAGCUGAGCGAGAACUUUCAUCCUUUUGGAAUAGAGAAUGAAGCUUUUGAUGAUGACAGGGAUACAGAGCCAGAAAACCAAGGGCCUGAAGGCAAAGAAAUUUUGGAAGAGGAGGAGUAUAUGUGUGACAGCGAAUAUGAAGAGUUUCCUGGACUCUCUGAAGAGGAAAAUCCUGAGCCAGACCGAAAAGUCAAGUUCUCAACAGCUCCUAUCAAG
Messenger RNA from Merops nubicus (carmine bee-eater), 1605 nucleotides. RefSeq names its product neurabin-1-like. Lineage: Eukaryota; Metazoa; Chordata; Aves; Coraciiformes; Meropidae. The transcript has a single exon. Gene Ontology annotation, cellular component: actin cytoskeleton; postsynaptic density; dendrite. The annotation marks the transcript as partial. The record is from RefSeq and is a predicted model, not a curated record. Gene Ontology annotation, molecular function: actin filament binding. Gene Ontology annotation, biological process: actin filament organization; calcium-mediated signaling; neuron projection development.